Molecule: messenger RNA, 489 nt
Organism: Penicillium canescens
Lineage: Eukaryota; Fungi; Ascomycota; Eurotiomycetes; Eurotiales; Aspergillaceae
Exons: 1
Coding region: 1-489 (162 amino acids)
Source: RefSeq, a predicted model, not a curated record
AUGCAUUUCCCGGCACGACACUGCGCCCCUAUCGUGUCGGCAGCCACAGCUACGGGGCGGAUAUCACGCGGGAUCCCAUAUGCCUCGUUGAGAUUGGGCUCAGCGGGGUGGAACGCUUGCACUGGGAAAGGGUCUGGAUUAUCAACACGGCACAUUCAUUUGAUUUCAAGGAGAGAUCAUGGUUUCCAAAUCUCUGGGAUAUCACCUGCCAAAAACACGCAAUGCGUUGCAGCUCCCUCUAAUCGUCUUGGGUGGAGUCAGUUCAGGAGUUUCAGUCAAGCAGACCAUUCGGAAGUCUCUGGCGACAAUCAGAAGACGGAAGAGCUUUUGGAGAAAUUUGAGGUCCAAGAAGGGAAUCAGGAGGCUCGGCCUCAGCGUCAUAUUAUCAGUGAGGAUGGCAAGGGCGAGCAGUCUGUGAUACAGGGGGAGGAAUGGCCCGAAAGGAUGACCAAAGGCAUGGAUGCAAUGGGUUUCAUCGGGGAUUAUUAA